AUGACACCCAAAUUACUUCAUGGACUUCACUAUUUGGAUAUAACUGUUGGAAUACCAGAUCAUCAAAAUAUACAGAAACAAUAUGAAUUUGCUGUUAAACCCGUAAUUUUAAAAAUAAACUCAAUCCCUAUAAGUGGAGGUGAAGUUACAAUAUAUGGCAACUACCUUAGCCCAAAAGCUGCUAUUUCAUUUAGAUCUCCAAGAGGAACUCCAUCCGGUAUUCCAUGUAACAACAUAACCAUAUAUGAAGAUAAUACAAUAUUAAAAUGUAAUGUUACCGGUAUUUCAGGUCAAGAAAUUAAACUAGUUGGUAUUGGUGAAAGAAGAAUCACAUCAGGACACAAUCAUGAAAUUUUCAUGAGCAUUAAAGGUAGAAAUGCAAUAAAUCCAGACAAUAUUACAUUUUCAUUUUACCUACCAACUGUUUAUGGAUCUCCCGGUAAAAAUGAUAAUCGUUUAAUAACAAUUUUUGGUGAUAAUUUCAAUAGAAUUGGUCUAAGGAACAAUGAAGAUGGCCUAGCGUACUAA
Molecule: messenger RNA, 528 nt
Organism: Dictyostelium purpureum
Lineage: Eukaryota; Evosea; Eumycetozoa; Dictyosteliales; Dictyosteliaceae
Exons: 1
Coding region: 1-528 (175 amino acids)
Source: RefSeq, a predicted model, not a curated record